AUGAGUGCAUCAAGACAUAACUCAUCUGGUAUUGGUGGCUCUUCUAACCCAUCCUCUCAGACUCCUAUACAAUCUAGUCCAAAUUCGCAAUAUUUGGAUUUUGUCAACCCUCGUGGAUUAGAUGCUAUCGACCUCAAUGAUGAUGAUAUUGAAGAUCGGAGGCAAAAUAGUAUUCAACACUGGCAUUGGAAAGAGGAUGAGAUGCUGAUCAGUGCAUGGUUAAAUGUUUCAACUGACCCUAUAAUUGGUACCGAUCAAAAGGGGAAAACAUUUUGGAGUCGAAUUCAUAGCUACUGUGUAGAAUUUUACUCCGACAUGACAAGGGGGGUAGUUGCAUGUAAGAAACGAUGGUAUAAGAUCAACAAGGUUGUUGCACAAUUUGCUGGUUGCUACGAUCAAGCUAGUCGAAACAUAAGGAGUGGUUCGAACGCUGAUGAUAUAAAGGAGUUGGCUUAUAAACUUUAUUCCACACAUUAUGGUCAAAAAUUCACUUUUGAGAGGCAAUGGAACAUGCUUCGGUUGGAGCAAAAAUGA
Molecule: messenger RNA, 534 nt
Organism: Arachis ipaensis
Lineage: Eukaryota; Viridiplantae; Streptophyta; Magnoliopsida; Fabales; Fabaceae
Product: glutathione S-transferase T3-like
Source: RefSeq, a predicted model, not a curated record